CUGGCAUCUCUGGAUGUCACACUAUCCUCUGACUACUUUUCAAUCGCUUAAAAGUUCGAUUGGACCUAAAAUCGAAUAUUUCGCGUUGUGUGUGUUUCUCUGUAAUACAUUACAGAAAAAUCGGAAUCUCUUCGUAAAAAUGGUUCUAUCCAACAUAAUUCGCGUUGUCAGCCAGCUGAGCGUUAGUCGAUCAGGCCUUCUAGAGGUUCGACAGAUACGUCGAAAGUACACCUACCGGAGUGGUGCCUUGAAACCCAUGCCUGACAUAACUCCUUUCGGGCUACUGGGAAUCAUUAUGACCGUCAUUCCGGGGCUGCUGAUUGGUGCAACUAUAAGCAAGAACAUGGCCAACUUUCUGGAGGAGAAUGAUCUGUUCGUCCCGUCGGAUGAUGAUGACGAUGAUGAUUAAAGUACUGGCGGAAUGAUCUGGUUUCCUCUGUAUCUUGCUCUCUGUAAGUUGGCGUUAUGAUUAAUGCGGAAAAUUGUUAUUUUUAGAACGGCUGAUAAUUAUUUUUAAUUUUGGUCAUAUGUUGAAAAUACCGUUUUUGUAAUUAUGUUAUUGAGAACUAUUCAAUACUGUGUUCUAAAUAAAAAGUGACAUUUUGCUUGUAAAAGGUCAAGUUGAUUUAUUUAGUUUGCAAUGAUAGCGGCGAAAUUUUCGAAGAAUUAAAAAAAAAUCUUACACAUUUGUGUUGUGCAUAAAUUGUAUUUUAUUUAUGAGUGUUAUUGUUUAUACAUUUGUAUAUAUUUUAUUCAAAUUAACCAAAUGAAAUCUUAAAGUGUCAAUGGAAGCAAAAAACAAAAAAAUGUUACAGCCUGAAAAAUCUAUGUUUGUUUACUGUGCAGUUUACUUCUAUUUAAUUCAAAUAUAAAUAGCAAAACAACUUAAACAAAUGAAUCACAAAAUAGACGAUUAUUCGCAGAAAGCUAUGUUCAAUUAAAAGUAAAGUAAAGAAAUGUUAUCGUAAUAAUUGUCUCGCACUGUUGCACUUCAGGAUUAGUUCAGCCAACCGUUUCUACAAACCAGUGUAGCAGUAAUAGCAUUGAACAAAAAUUUGAGUGCAUAUGUUAGCAUUGUUAAAAAAAAAAAAAAUGAAAUAAAAAAACGAAUACGGCAAAAAUAAGUACAGUUAGCCUAUUUUGAUAAAAUUUCACAUCUUGGACCAUAAUGUGUACAGCUUAUUCUGGGGGACGUUUGUGCGCACUCCAUCCAUGGAAGCAUUUGGUGAAUCGUUUCGAUUCUUUGUUCUUCAGUGUUAGGAACAGUUUCCUAGGUCGUUCCGGUUGUUUGAUACGCAUGUGCUGGAUGUAGACCUGUAAGUAGGAAAAAAAGGUUAAUACGAAGUCCGGUAUACUUUUCACACCACAGUACCUGUGCGGAUUUGUACGCCAGUUUGAUUUCCACCUCGCUGCAGCGAGAGCCUAGCCACAGGAACACCUGGUCUCCGUUAUCCAGAAUCAUAAUAUCGUCAUCAGCUAAAUCAUCCUGACAGAAGUCGGAACAUUUCUCGGCUACAGUAAAGUAACCUUUCUCGUUCGAACAGCGGAAUAAUCGGGUGUAAUUCAUGUAGUCGGCAUCGGUGUCGUAUGGUUUGCGGCCACCCAAUGCUACCCAGAAGAAGUUUUCCGGUUCUUCUCCUUCAUGCAAUAUCUGUAAAAUAAAUGGUUUUUGUUUUAAAA
Molecule: messenger RNA, 1680 nt
Organism: Wyeomyia smithii (pitcher-plant mosquito)
Lineage: Eukaryota; Metazoa; Arthropoda; Insecta; Diptera; Culicidae
Gene: EMRE
Product: essential MCU regulator, mitochondrial
Exons: 1
Coding region: 14-409 (131 amino acids)
Biological process (GO): calcium import into the mitochondrion; mitochondrial calcium ion homeostasis
Cellular component (GO): mitochondrial inner membrane; uniplex complex
Source: RefSeq, a predicted model, not a curated record